AUGAGUUAUAGAGAGAUUGCUAGAGAACUUGUUGAAACUAGGGAUGAGCUAGAAAUCCUAAGACACAAAUUCAAAGCUUCACAAGCAAGAAGGAAAGAACUGAUUGACCAAUUAUUAGAGAUCUCUGACAAUAGCUCUUCAGAUGAGUUGAAGAACUAUCACAACAAACCUAAUCAGACUGAAACUGGAGCUCCACCAGAACUAGACACUGAAGAAAUAGUUGUACUAGAUGAAGUCUACACUGCCAAGGAUAAGGAUGACACUAUUUCACCACCUAUCAUAUUCUUUGUGGAUGAAACUAAAGAUGUUCAGGAUACUAUUAAUAUAAUUGGUACCAACAAUGAACUAGUUAAGGAAAAAGAACAGGAACCGGAUAUGGUUAAGGAACAAAAAGAAGAGGAAGCAUUGACUGCUGAACAAAGUAUGGACAUGCAACCACCACCAGUAAAGAAACAUAAUGUUGAAAGUCAAUUGCCACCAGUCAUUACACCAACACAGGAGGAACAAAUAGAGACAGAGAAGAAGCUUGGACAAUUAGUUGUUGAUGCUAGUGAACAACUAAAAUCAUUUGAAGAGUCAGUUCAUGCUUUAGCAAAAAAAGAUUACAGGAAGAAAAGGGAAGAAAAAUUGAUUUCAGAAAUUGACAAAGGCAAGGUUGCUUUAAUAGUGAACAAAGAUCUUUUGAAAACAGGAAUAGAAACUGGAGCAAUGAUAGAACAACCUUCUCAAGAGGCUCAACCCUCUAGUGCCUCCACUCCUCCAACUACCACUACCACUCCAACUAUCACUGCUACCACUACUACCACAACAACACCAGCCACUACAUCGACCAUGUCUAUUGUAGCGGUUGUUUCAACACCACCUCCACCCUUGGCUAUAAUAAUUGUUACUCCAUGUUAUAUUGCUUCACGGAUGCCUGCGCCUACCAUGAUUCCUAAAAAUGAGACAAUAACAAGUCAUAAUAUGGAGUCGGACUCAGACCAAGAGGAGGCUGAGCCAACACCAAAGAAGGUAGAACCUAAAAAUAGAAAAAGAAUGACUCCUUCUAGUACAGAGAAACGAAGGGAGCUUGUCAUGCAAAAGGUAACAGAACUUCCAUAG
Cryptomeria japonica (Japanese cedar) is the source of this 1101-nucleotide messenger RNA. RefSeq lists its product as uncharacterized. Bases 1 to 1101 code for a protein of 366 amino acids. The transcript has 4 exons. The record is from RefSeq and is a predicted model, not a curated record. NCBI's taxonomy places the organism in Eukaryota, Viridiplantae, Streptophyta, Pinopsida, Cupressales, Cupressaceae.